Molecule: messenger RNA, 2915 nt
Organism: Durusdinium trenchii
Lineage: Eukaryota; Dinophyceae; Suessiales; Symbiodiniaceae
Source: the annotation of a GenBank genome assembly
CGCCACCCCUGCUAGGUGGGAGGCGACUGCUACGUUGGAGGCCACUACUACUGGCCAUUGAAACUUGGAGGCCAGCUAAAGGUGGCCAUCGCUAGUGGCCGCCGCUGCUAGGUCAGAGGCCAGCGCAUUGACCUAUCCACAAUGCAGGGCCGCUCGUCAGCUGGAGCUUGGAGGCCAACGCUGCUAGGUUGGAGGCCGCCGCUGCUGAGCCACCGCUAUUACGAUAGAAACCAUCGAAUUCCGCCACCUUUCUAUACAGUAGCCGCAGGUUUAAAUAGAAGAUGUUAAAAAACACGGCUACAAGGUGGCCUGUCCAUUUGCCAAUUCCAACCUGCAAGUAACCGGAAGGUCCUGUUCGCACAGGUUUCACACAAAAAGGUUUGAACAUUUACUGCAUUGGCAAACUUAGAUUUGUCUCACAUGUUGUUCCUGCUCCAAAACCUGCCCCAUUCAACAUUCGGAGUGAAUUUUGUGCAACUUUUCCGCACGACGUCCAGCUGGUUGCUGACUGACUGAGCUGCCUUCUUGGGGGAGAGUUUCGGCCAGGAGUUGGCUGAAAGGUGGGUGCCCUCAUUGUUGGUGUGCUUGGCGAGGGCUUGUGGGCUGACCAUUUUUGGGUAUCAGUGGCGGAAGGGGAUGUUGGAGUGCUUUGUGUUGUGCCAGCUGCGUGAUGAAGGAAACCGGGUUGGUCUUGGAGAGCGUUCUUCCGGAAGCUGCCUGCACACUUUGCAUCUCAUGAGGGCAGCUGAAACCAGUAUAUAAUACGGGAACUCAACGAAACAACAUCCUCUCCCUCGUUUUUUCUCCCCCUCACGCUUGAACAUUCUGGAUCGAACCCAUGCAUUAACCAACCUCGGCACAUGUUAGAUGUGUUUUGCGGUUGGGGCUCAUCAUUGUGCUUUUAGAGGGCAGGUGUGGGCAGUCACAGGGGCAGGUGGUCAUAUGGUGGGUGGAUAUCAGAAAUGCAUUCCGCAAUUGAGUGUGGUCGUGCCGUCAGGAAUUGUAGUGUGCGGCAACGCAAGCGCAAUAGCAUCAGCAUAAUUGCGUUUGAGGAUUGAGCAUCCAUGGUUGAUUUUUGGUAACCACAUGUUUUUGUUCAGCGGACCUUGUGGCAGAGACGCGCCGCAGGCUUUGGCCUCAAACACAGGUUUUGAGCCCCGCACGUGCUGCGAUGGCGGCAGUGCCUCGUGCAAAAGCACGCUUGUCCGAAGCGUUGGCACAAGGACAAGCGCUGAAAGUUGAUCAGCUGAAAAGGCUCUUUGGAGAGGAUGGCAUUGAAAUCUUGUACGAACAUGUGAAACCCAACGAAGCCGGAGAGAUUCCAGCUGACCAAUUGCUCGAGUGGCUGUACGGAGAUGGUCAAGGUGCCAGAAUGCUCUCUCACCUCGAAGUGCCGGGCGGUGCCACACCACGUGGUGGAGGAGACAGUCCGGGUGGCAAGUCCGCCCGAACUGAGAAAGACAUUGAAAAAUUUGGCAUGCUGAUGGAAAUGAGCAAGACAGAUGAAGCUUUGGCCGAAUACCGGGCCAUGGCCAAAGAUUUGGCUGAAGAAUUUCAGGACAAAGUGGCCAAUCCCACAGCUGAAGCCUUCAUCGAGCAGUUGUGUGUGGAAAAAAUCUUGCAGGGCGCCUUGUUCGUGGGGCAUGUCAAGACGGACUUGGACAGCAUUGCGGGAGCUAUAGGCGGCGCGUGUUUGUGGCAGGGGACCGCCACUCGCGCCGAGAUGGAUUUGAACGGGGAGAUCAUGUAUGCCUUGAAGUGGGCAGGCCUGGAACCGCCGCCCUUCUUCGACGAUCACCCCGGAGCAGCGAAACCGGAUGCCGCGGGCAAGCUGCUGCCAGUGUGCUUGGUGGACCACAACGAGGAUAAGCAGAUGGUGCCCUCCCUGCGUGACGCGCCCGACCGGAAGAAGCGGAUCAUCGGGCUGAUCGACCACCACGCGCUGGCAGAGUCCAUGGCCUCGGAAAAGCCUUUGUUCAUGGACGUGAGGCCUUGGGGCUCGAUGAGCAGCAUCGUGACCCACGCCUUCAUCCGAGGAAACCGCAUGAUUCCCAAGGCCAUCGCGCGGAUUUUGCUGGCUGCCAUCUUGUCGGACACCUUGAACCUGCAGAGCGUGACCACCACCAACGCCGACCGCUUUCUCGUGACGGUGCUGUGUAUCCUGGGCGAGUGCGACGACCCGGACGAGCUGGCACGGAAGAUGUUCCGUGCGAAGACUGAGUGGAUUGUGGGACUGGGCGCCUACGAGAUGACCCGUGGUGAUCAGAAGGACUUCACGGCCAAUGGUUGGAAGGUGGGCAUUGCCGUGCUCGAGGUCACCGACACCGAGCCGGUCCUCAAGGUCGCCGACGAACUCCUGAUGGAGUUGCGGAUUCUGAAAGUGGAGAAAGGGCAACUGAAGAACGGGCAGCAUGACCGCCGAAAGGAGUUGGACUUCGCUUAUUUGUUCGUGGUGGAUGUCACGCAGCAGCUCAGCUACUUGUUGGUGGCCGGUGGCCGCGAGCUGGCGCUCGCCAAGAGUGCCUUCCCCGAGAAGCCUUUGCGCGAGGCCAAGCCGGGCCUGAAAGCGCCAGGCAACACCAUCCGGGCAGAAGAGACGCUGAUGGAGGUCGGAGGCCUAGUCUCGCGUAAGGCGCAGUUCGUGCCGGCCUUCUUCGCAGCGCUGAAUGGGGGCUUCAGCUGUCACAAGGAACCGAACAGUACCAUCAGUGAAGAGCUGGCCGGGAUCAAGGAGGAGGAUGAGGUGCAUGCCGCCAUUGAUGCGCUGCAGAAGGAGUCCUUCCAUGAUUCCGUCCAGGUGGUGCGAGAUUACACUCGAUUCCGAGAGGCCCUGGACGCCAGCUGAGGUGUUCUUUCAGAAAUAAUUGGCCUAGCCACCCGCCAACCAAGUUGAUUGAAUGAAGAGUGCUUUGACC